CUCCGGGACGCUGUUCAUGCACACUCACCGAGUCUCUGCUGUCACUGUGGCCGUCUUUAAACUCACAUGCUGUUUGUCGACCGCCCGGUAACGGAGCAUAUGCUGCCAUGAGUGCUUUGUGUCGCCUGAUUCAGAGAGGACUGCCGAGCGGCCGGCCGUCGUGUCGUUUAUUGCCCGGACAGCAGCUUGCCUGCGGGGUGGCUCCAACGGUCCGGACCGCCAGCUCAUCCAGCCCAGUCAACUUGACCUAUGAUGUCUUUGAUGGGAAGGGAGAGAGCACUCCCCUGGUAUUUCUUCAUGGCCUUUUUGGCAGCAAAUCUAACUUCCACUCAAUAGCGAAGUCCUUGGUGCAGCGCACAGGCCGAAAGGUGCUGACUGUAGAUGCCCGUAACCAUGGCAACAGCCCUCACAGCUCGGUGCUGACCUAUGAAGCAAUGACCAGUGAUUUGAAACACCUCCUCGCUCAGCUGCGCAUCGAGAAAUGCGUCCUCAUCGGUCACAGCAUGGGAGGGAAAACGGCCAUGACGACUGCUCUGACACAGCCGGGUUUAGUGGAGAGGUUGGUGGUGGUGGACAUCAGUCCAGCCCAAACCACCACACGCACCAACUUCCGUUAUUACAUCCAGGCCAUGCAGGACAUGAAGAUCUCCAGUGACAUCCCACGGUCCACAGCCAGGCGGAUGGCUGAGGAUCAGCUGCGUGGUUUGGUCAAGGAGCACUCGGUGCGUCAGUUCCUUCUGACUAACCUUGUGGAGCAGAACGGACACUAUGCUUGGAGGGUCAACUUGGAGGCCAUCUCGGCGCACCUUGAUGACAUCAUGAGUUUCCCCAACUUUAACACCAUCUAUGAGGGACCUACACUGUUUUUGGGCGGAGCCAGUUCUGCUUAUAUCAGUUCUGAGGAUUACCCAGAAAUCCAGCGGCUGUUCCCUAAUGCUGACAUCCAGUACAUCCCAGAUGCAAGCCAUUGGAUUCACGCAGAUAAACCCUUAGAUUUCAUAAGCUCCAUCAUCUCCUUCCUUCAGUCCUAGCUGCCUCCUCUCUUCACCUCAGAACUUUUUUAUGCUCAGCACCUCUGAGCGUCCGCUCGCAGCAAAUGAAGGUGAGUUUUCAGCAGCUUCAGCAAGAGUGAGUGGAGUCAUUAAUGAUGCUAAUAUUUGCAAACACUGGACCAAACUCGCCCUUUUACAGCAGUCAGUUCUUACCUUUUAACAGUGUCAAAUUUAGUGUAGUGUAGUAAAACUUUUCUUUUGUUUAGUCUCUGCCACACAGGUAGUGUUACUUGAUUGGCUGGUUUGUAGAUGUGUUUUCAUUGAUUUUUAGAUCAGCAGGUGGGCAAUAGCAAUGAAAAUAACACAUAAUUUAACAUAAUGGGGCUGUUUUGGAGGUGAUAUACUAAUCCAAAGAAACUCUCAUUUGCACAGUGUUUUCUUUAUGUUUACGCAUUUAUGCCAGUACAAUAGAAAAGUGGAUUUAGGCCAAGUACAAUCUGGGGACCGCUGAAGUGAACCAGCAGUAAGAUAGUUGGAUGUCAAAGUUUUGACAUCACUGGAAUGAAACAAAUGCUGUUUAUCUGAGAAGCUCUUCUUGGAGAGAAAUGAAGAUUGUGCAAAGCAAAAAUAGUAUCUUUGCACAGUGGAGUUUGGGAUCAUGUGUCAGGAGGUUCUAGCUCUGCAAAGAGGCUGUAAUGCUGAGUUAAUGUGUACAGAUGGUUUGUUGUCGAAAUUUAAUAAUAACGAUAUAUUCAGUAGUUUGGUCUGGAAUUUUAAUUUUCCCAUCUUCUCCUCUGUGUAAUCCGCUAUAUGUCGGAGAUGAGAAUUUACAGUUCAGCUACUCUGUGACAACUCGAGCUCAUCGAGAGCACUGAUUAUAUUUUUAUGCUAACAUACUCGUCUAUGAAACUCGAGCUGAAAUGCUCAAAAGCAGUAUUGUCACAAUCUGUUUCCUGAAUGUCUCAGGUUACAACUGGAUAUGCUAGUUAUUAUACUCUUAUUCUAUUCUUCUGUUUGUCUGACAAUAAGCCGUGGUUGUUGUGUCUUUGUGUUUGAUCAGUCCAAUCAGUGUUUUGAUGAAACAUGUUUUACUGAUUUUAUUAUCUGUAUCUCGAUCUUUACAACUAAGACGCAAGACUAUAUGGGUAUCUCACAAAUAUAUGCUGCAAUGUACCUUGUCAUCUAACCGUAAUAGUGUUAAUGUCAUUUCUGUUUCCAUGGGUUUAAACAGUACAGUCCAGUAGUGAAACUGCCAUCUGUAUGAAUAAGCAGGGUGUUGUAAAUGUGGAUGUGCCUCUUUUAUCGAGAGCUCCUUUUCCAUUUCUGUAAAACUUGAUAAAAACAUUUUAUUCUACAUUGAUAACUAGCAGAUUUUAGAUUGGCAGCUGGGUUGCCAGUUUUGUGUGAGUUUUUUCACAAGAAAGCUUAACACAUGAGGGUGUAUCCCUUUAUUACACUAGAUGUUUGCUACAAUCAGUGUUUUAUGUUUGUUUAAUGUGAAUAUGGAAGUCUGAAAGGCUUUAAAUUAUCUGAAUUAAGUUGAGUGAAACUCUCCUUAUUUAAUUCUUUUUAUAAAGUUGAUGGAGAGACACCCCUUCGUCCCUCUCAACCACAGCACAGAUAUGUCUUGUUGCACAGUAUGAAUCGAUUGUUGGGGUGUUGGGUAGUUCUGACAUUUGAAUGCAGGUCCUGCUUUAGCUUCUUUAGUAUUACAGUGGAACAAGAGUGUCAAAGGGGAACUCCGUCAACAAUAUAGAAAAGUGAGUUUAUUCAGUAACAUUGAAUAGUGGUCUAAAGACUGUAAUCAUCUGUGCAGGAUUGUAUAUUGUUUCACUGUGAGCAUGCCGUUUCUCGUCAUCAGAUGUGAUUUUGCUGUGCUAUAUACAUCUCAGUUUGUUGAACAUUCUAAAUAACAGCAUAUAUAAAUUUUAAAUGUGUGCAAGAUGCAUAUAGGAGUGGAUUAUAGUUGAAAAUGUACAAACUGAUAUUAUACAAUAAAAUAGUAAAAGUCU
Toxotes jaculatrix (banded archerfish) is the source of this 3004-nucleotide messenger RNA. It is a transcript of the gene abhd11, whose product is annotated as abhydrolase domain containing 11. The coding region runs from base 108 to 1031 and encodes 307 amino acids. Gene Ontology annotation, cellular component: mitochondrion. Lineage: Eukaryota; Metazoa; Chordata; Actinopteri; Toxotidae. The transcript is spliced from 6 exons. The record is from RefSeq and is a predicted model, not a curated record.